GGGGAGAGUGUCGAUGUAAUGUCAUUUCAUGUCACAGAAUUAAAAUGUCUGCUAUCUCUUCUGAAGCAGACGAGGAUGUAUUCUCAAGUGAAGAGGAAGUUAUAAAAUCUACAACAAACAGAUCUGGAGUCUCAAAAACUAUUCAGGUGGUUCUAAAAGGUGGUGCCCCAUGGGGGUUUACCCUCAGUGGUGGGACGGGGACCCAAUCACCUGUACAAAUUCACCAGGUUGAUCCUGAGGGUAAAGCUCAAGGUUGUCUGUAUGAAGGGGACUGUAUCCUAGCUGUGAAUGGUGUAGCCCCAGAGUCCCUGUAUGAGGGGGAACAGCUGAUUAAAGAUGCGUUCAGGACCCUCACUCUUACAGUAUGGAGGGGGACCUCCAAACUUGAGUCGAGUGUGAAGAUUCUUAGGUCUUCUUCAUUUCUUCAUCGAUCGCGAGAAGUCCAGGAGCGGGAAAGGAAUCAGUCUGGGAACCAGGAUGACAUCGCUACAACAACAGACGAUCCAAGAUCAGCAGAGAAAAUGAAGCCGAGGCAACGCAGGGUCGAGAGCUUUCAUGGAAGAAGCAAGACAAGGCAUUCCUCAUCAAAUGCACUAAAUACAUCGCCACAUCAAGAUCCACCCCUGAAAGUCCGGAAUCACCUUUCUUCCAGUUCCAUUUCAUUGUCCUCGCAUAACUCGUCUCCAAGAGAACCUACAUCCAGCAAGAAUCGUCACUCCUUUGGAUCCACCUCCCCUUUGACACACAGCCAUACUGUGACACCAGGUAGACACAGUUUACCACUACAUUCUUUACACACCUCUAGAAAUACAGACAUUUUACCAAACAAACAGCGACAUUCAUCUGGAAACAGUACAUCUUCCGCCGGGUCAAGUCAGCGGCCUUCCAGUCGAGGAACACAGAAUGAAGAGUCUUCCAGAGGACUUAUGUCUAUGAAAGGAUGGAACACAGUUCAGGAUUUGUCACAAAAACAGCGGCCUUCCUCCAGAGUGGACACUACCAAUGGUAGCCAUGUGGACAUUCACAUGGCGGACACACGCCUAGGACGCCUGUCUCCCGCCUCCUCCUCCCCUAGUCUAGCUAUGGCUGAACCUUCUCAGAAGAAGCCACCAUCACCAAGGCUUGACCUUCACAAAUCAACCUCAGAGGUCAACAAUCACUCCCAACCCCUGUCUCCUCGUAGCCCAGCACACCAGCCAUUUUUUUUCCCCAAAGGGUUUAAGAAGAUAGCGUGGCCUCACAAUACAGAUUAUACAGGAGGGCAUUCUGAUGACAGAAUGAAGGACAUAAGGCAGUCACUGCCAUCCAAUAACAAACCUUUUAAAUCAGACUUGCAUGAUUAUCAGAACAUUAAUGAGGUAUCGUCACAAGCUGAGGUUGAUCCAGCUGAUCUGGAGCUGCAAAAACUGACACAACGACCUCCAAGAGAACCGUACGACCCCCGUCCUGCGUGUUCACCUCCCGCACCUCCGGUAAGGGACGUGUCAAGUCUACAGUACGGAAGUAAACCUCAGGCUCACGAAAAGUACCCUUCCUGGCCUGUAACCCAACCAAAUAUUGAGAGUGAACCCGGAGAACCUAUCAAUUCUCCCACAUUAAAACAUGCAUACCACCCUCAACUUGGGCCUGUGAAUGAACGAAAUAGUCCAAGUAGUGAAAGAAAGGGUGGGGAUGAUUAUAAGAGAAAUGCAAGUGACCCUGGUUUUAAGAAACAGACUUCAUUAUCCCGUUUUAUGAAACGUCCUACUCCAAGUGAUCAAGAAAAGAGAACGAGAAAUUUAGAAUCAAAAAGGAGUGCAGAAAGUCAAAUGGAACAGUUUUUCAGUUCUAGUCCUGGGUAUCCACAUCCAAUGAUGGAUCAGGAUGGGAAUCGUAUUGGAGAUGAAAAGUACAACAUUCCGUCACCGCCCGAGCGGGAAAGUCGAGCUCCAGACGAGAAGACUUUGUCAGAAAAAAUAGCUUCCAUUGUCGGACCUCAUCAUCAUGAUUCCUGGCAUGGGAGCAGUAGUGGUUACCAUAGUGAUAUAAAAAGUCAUGAUUCCUCAUUUUAUAAUGACAGUCCCAAUCAGGACUAUAAAAAACAGAGCAAUUUUACUAGCCCUGGCGUACGUGGUUUGGUGGAUACAGGAACAAAUCCAUUGGGUAGUGAAGGGAAGAGUGUUAGUAGUAGCUCACUUCGAUUUGAGCCACCAAGGACUUAUGUAGUGAAACAAAUGGUGUGUUACAACACAGGAACACAAACUGAUAAUAAAUCUCCAGAUAUUUCUUCCAGUGGGGAUAGGUACUUCCAGGAAAAAUCAAUUCAGGCAAGGUUGUCUAGUUCUGACAGUGACACCUACAAACAGACAGACAGUCAAAGGUACAGGAUAGAGAAUCAGGAUACAAAAAAGAAGGAGAGGUUUCCUGAAGAUUAUCCCUGUAACAUGGCUCCAAUGCUUAGAAAACUGACAAAAGAAUACUAUGGUGGGAAACUUCAUGGAAGUGAGAAACGCCUGUCAUCUGCCUCUAGCCAGGAUAGCAGCAUUCGUAGCCCUGGGUCUGAUAUACCUACGUUUGUACAUUACCCGGGCAUGAGAGAAGCAGAGUCCUACAAUAGUGUUGUGAUUCAUCCGACUGAGAAUUCCCUGCCUUUUGGACGGGACUAUGCGGAAUCCAGAUCCAGCAUCAGUGACUCGAGACAUGACGUGUCUGGACUGGAAAGUGAAAGGAAUUCAGUGUUUAACUCAGAAUCUCGUUCUAAACAUAUGAGACAUGGAUUAGACCCUUCCUUGUAUUCUCCAAAAUAUCCACAAUUUCACACAGGGAGUCGAUCAGAUUUAAAUAAAGAUCAAAAUCGCUUGAUAAUGGGCCAUGACAAAAGUUCCAAGGGUGUACUUAAUACACAGGAGUAUCCUCGGGGUGUUCCAGGCAGUGAUUCAUCUCCCUCGAUGCCAUAUAGUACGUCAGACUCGCGUUCUUCCAACAGUACUCGCUUUAGUUCUGAGUCCUCUCAUCUAGGUCAUUCCAAACCUAGACAUGAGUCCACAGAUUCUGUGUUCAUGGAUCCUUCCUCGCCUCUGAUCCCUGGGGGUGGGGAUGGUCCACGUCGACCAGCUGAUUUAGGUACAGGUCGACAGAUGGGAAGAAGUGCUUCCAUGAAGAAGGCGUACGGAGUGUUUGAUGAACAUUCUCAUCGCAGACAGGAGAGCGAAUCAUUGUCUUCCACACAGUCCCCCACAGUUGUACACACCAGGUCUCAUUCUUCAUCAGAGUACAUGCGUAUGGAUCACUACAAUAGAAUGCAUGCAGAGAAUAAGCACAUGACUUUGAUUCGAGAGGACUCUCUGGAAAAUAAGACGCAGGACCAGCGAUGGGAGGACGUCGUAAGAAAGUCCAAAUUAUCUCAAGCAGAGAAAACAUCCAACUAUGAAAAUGUUCUUUCAGGAAAUAAGGGAAGUGCUUAUUCCACAAAAGGUAUGUUACCAGCUUCUAAUUUGAAGAGAACUUCCUCGGAACAAAUAAGACCUAUGAAGGAUCGCUUCAAUGACAGAACUAGUGCUAGGAAAAUGGACAAUGAAAAUGGUGCAUUUAAAACCAGUGAUGAUUCCAGAAGUAAUUUCAAAUCUCCUAUACAAUCUCAGAUGGAUUUAUCUUCUAAUGAAGCAUCAGAUAUCAGUUUUGAUCAUCGACCAAGGUCGACCUCUGAUUCCAUUCCUAAAGAUGGCAGCAGUUUGUCUCCCAGUAAACGACAUGUCUCAGAUUCUGACAGUGUGUCACCUGACAACCCAGAUAUGUCCACCUCACAGUCUCCAAAUGAUUUCAAUAAAGACACCAAUCUCAAAGAUGUACAGCGAAAUGCAGUACAGAAAUACAUGGACAGAGUGACUGGUAAAAGUCCAGACGAACCUGAAUCCAGACCGGACUCCACACGUAAAACUUCACUCACCCCAUCUGAAUCAUUCCGUCUUAAGUAUGGCAACCGGGCCGAGCGACAAGAGAGUUUACGUAGAUCAAGGUCAAUCACCUCCAGGGAUUCAGACUAUAUGGAAAUGAAGAGGCCUGAGAGACAGCAGACGGAAUGGAGUCGAAUCCGCUCUCAGACCGGAGGAAGCCGCCCCCACUCGAUCGGAUCCGAUUCCAGUCUGGUGGAUCCGUACGCUGUCACACCGCUAUCCUCAUUCCCUGACACGGAGCACCACCAACGAAGCCAGAGUGACUCCACCAACACAUUGACGCAGCUUAACAUAGACGAGGUGAGGUCAGUUUCUGUCGCAGACCACAACGCAGAAGAGAGCGCUGACCAAAGUUCUGGUGGAAUUACUAAAAAUUCCCUGUACCAAAAUGUUGGGUAUCGUCCACCUCCACCAGUGCCCCCUGGUGGGGAAGAGGAUCAGCCACCUGCCCUGCCACCUAGGAAUUACAGGAGGUUCUCAGCCAGCCAAUCAGAUUCUUCCUUACAUCCCAGACCAAUUCCUCAACCUCUGUCUAAAGACAGGUCCUUUGGAUAUGACAGCCAUUCCAGUGAGUCUCGCGGGAAAUGGGACGAUGAUAACUAUGCUGAACAGCUCCGUAAACAGUCCAGACGUCUUUCAGAACAACAGCAUAUGCCUCAGCCAAUGAUUUACAAAACCACCAAGACGUCCAUCCAGUUCACUCAGUCUUACAAACAGCAGCAUGUGGAGGCUUUGGAAGCCACCUCUCCAGGUGGCUCCACAUCUUCCUCGGACCAUUUCUUCUCCUCACGUCGCAUGUCAGGAGGACACCAGCCCUCCUCACCUAACAGUGCUCCCAGUGUUCCUCCAUUGCCCUCAUCAAAAUACACCUCAUCUCCCUCCAGUCCUCCUAUCUCACCAAAAGGUGAGGGCCUGUCUCGGUCAGAACAUUAUCCAGAGACCAAAUCGUACCAUUCCCCUGAGUCCAAGGAGAGACUGAGGGUGGAUAUUCCUACCACCAGUCAGAGCUGGCACAGUCGAUCGUCCCCCUACAGCCCAGAUCCCCCUCCCCCACCCACCCCACAGAAAGAGGUCAGCGUGGAGAUGGAACUGCCCCCUCCCCCUCCAGAAGUGGUGGAGAACUCAACAGAACACAAGGAGGAUAAAAUCAGAUAUGCAGAAGAUUCCUUUGCGUCUUACAAGAGUCGAAAUGAUCGACAGCCCGGGGUCUACAAAAGAUCAGCCUCCUCUGGUGAUGCUCUGAAACUUCUACAUGAAAACAACAACUACAAGCAGCAGGGGGAUAUUCAGAAGCCUCCCAGAAAAAGACUACAGCCCUGGAAGAGUGAGCAGACGGUCAAUCAGGGCGACCAGAUUCCGGAGCAGACGGAGGUUCCUUAUAAAGACCCCGUCCUGUCUGAGCGACCCCCGAGACCGUUAGUCUCCGCCCACAGCUCUAGUCAUUUACUGGCACCCAAGCCUUACACCACUCCAGAAUCCAACAGGAGUAACAGUUUCAAUGUGACGUCUUCUGAACCGAACUCUGUGUCAGGUCAUCCCACCGAGAGACAGUCUGUCCAAGACAGGAUUUCAUCCAUUGAAAGGAAACAGAGUCUAUCCAGGGAGAGGCCAGAAAUUAGACAAGUAACCCCUCAGGGUCCCUCUCACAAGAGACCACUGGAAAACCUCUCAAAGUCAUUCACAUCAACACCUCCGAGGAAGACAUUUGAAACAGACAAAUUCAGUGCAAGUGUGAGUGAAAUUCAGUUAGGACCCAAGUCUAGUGUGAAAUCUCCAGAUUCUAGUGCUAGCAGGAGGGCCUACUCUCCGGACCAAAGUUCUUCUGUUUCCACCAGUGAUGCGGGCCCACCACCAGUGGACAGGAGCCCUGGGAGUGGGUACCCAGGCGGGCGCAGAGUGAAAAAUAGGGAAUCUAAUGGGCAGAGUGCAAAUGACUCCAACAGCUCUAAUACCAAAAUGUCUUUCAGUGAUUCCAUUAGGCAAUCUCCAAGCCAGUCUAAUUCAACAGAAACAUCUAGUCCUUCAGCAAAGAACAGUGAUAGUGACUUGAUUCACCACAGUCGGCAGCGCUCUCAAGAGGAAUUGGAGUGUGAUGCCAAAGUGAAGGAAUUUGCCCAGUUUUAUGGAGAAAAGGACCCCAAACUGUCCAGCAUGCUGAAGAAUGAUGGUGGUAGAAUGCAGUAUAUGGAUGGACUUUUCCAGACGGAAAUCGAUCAAGACUUAAUUGCUCGGCGAUCUCCGAAAACUUCCCCCAAGUCUUCCAGCGUGAGUAAAGAUCAAGAGGCACUGAAGAGUGUGACACCUAACAAGGAAGAGAAACAAGAAGAGGAGAAGUCGCCUCUACCCGCUAACUACUGGGUGUCCCCGUCCAAGGCCCUCAUUGAGAUGAAUAUCCGGCAGAGCGAGGGCAUCGGGCGAGACAUGACCAAAGAUAUUGACGAUUCUGACAAGUUAAUCAAAACAAAGGAAGAGCUUGUUGAAAGCAUCCAGAAGAAGAUGGAUAAACUGAAGGAAGAGAAAGAAGAAGUGACAAAAGAGUUGGAGGAAACAGAAUCCCUGGGGAUAGAGGUACAGAAAGCUGUAGAUAAGAAUUGCAAAACACAGCAUGAGAAGGACAAGUUUAAGACGUACAUUGGAGACAUGGAGAAAAUUAUUCUCCUACUGCUGAAGGUCUCGGGUUUGUUGGCGCGAGCGGAGAAUUCCCUCCAGAGUCUACCCAAGGACACCAACGAACGCCUUAAAAAAAUGGCUGUUGAGAAACGAGACAGAGUGAAACAGCAGCAUGAAGAUGCCAAGGUUUUAAAGGCGGACAUAGAAAAGCGUAGCGAACAGAUCGAGGUGUUCCUACAGGAGGCACUGAGUGAAGAGGAGUUCGCGGACUACAAGUAUUAUGUCAAAAUGAAAUCAAAACUGACAAUAGAAAAACAGGAGCUGGUGGAUAAAAUAGCUCUCGGUGAGGAACAAAUAGCAGCUCUUAAACUGAGCAUUCCGGAGAAACACUGAGGCUAGAGCUCCCAACGUGACAAAGUGCUAUAUUUCUGUGUGAUAUAUGACUGGCAUAUGCAGUACCGGCAGCUGAUGGCUGCAGAAUCAAAAUGUGAUUUCGCUGAGGACCGAUUCCAGACUUUCGUAAUGACAAAGUUGUGGCGCUUUUGGAAUCUCCCAAGACAUUGCUGGUCAAUGAAUUGUACAAUGUGUGAAUACAAAAUUCAUACUGUUUAUCUGUAUGAAAUACCAAGUGUACAGGAAUGAUCUCGCUGUGAGGUUUUACAUUAUAGUAGAUGAUGCACAGUACAUUGGAUGCAAGUUAUUAUAAUACAUUGAACAAAGGUGUGUAACUGCACAAGUUGCUGUGUAAGCUCCUAUCGAUAUUGACAAUAUCUCUCCACACGCCACAAAAGGUACUGCAAAUCAUUGUUAAGAUGGUGCUGUCAAACAAAGCUCAAACUGUACAGACUUGACCCAUAUAGUUAUCAGGAGUUUGUGAUUGGGUUGUUUAUGUAUAAGCUGUUAAGAACUUUAUAGAUGAGGGACUUGUGUGAAAGGGAAUAAACUGUGAUGUGCGAGUCUUGUCUGUAUGAGUGUGUGCUAUUUAUUACAUUUUUAGUUAAUCACACAUUUAAUGUUCAAACUCAUGCAACAAUUUGAUUUUAUAAAAGUUUAUAUAAAAUUUAUUGCAACACAACUAAACAGACCAUAUCAACUAAAAUCAUUCCAAGGGGGGUAACUCUAGGUCAUUCCACGCAAAGACACCUGCAAAUUACGCAAAUACACAUCACUACAAAAUAGAGAUCAAUAUUUUUGGUACAUGUAGCAGCUUUUUAAGCAUUAGUGAGUGAGCAUUAAGAGUGGGGAGUUGACACAAUAUUUUGUUAUAUAAAUACAAGUAUUAUAUAUUUUAUGAUGAAUGCAACUUACAUCCAUACAUGCCGUUAAGAUAUGUUUCCAUAGAAAUAAAAAUGGUGUGUGAAAAAGA
Saccostrea cuccullata (small rock oyster) is the source of this 7908-nucleotide messenger RNA. RefSeq names its product protein Shroom3-like. Gene Ontology annotation, molecular function: actin filament binding. Gene Ontology annotation, cellular component: cortical actin cytoskeleton; apical junction complex; adherens junction. Gene Ontology annotation, biological process: cell morphogenesis; actin filament bundle assembly. The transcript has 12 exons. Bases 45 to 6935 code for a protein of 2296 amino acids. The record is from RefSeq and is a predicted model, not a curated record. Lineage: Eukaryota; Metazoa; Mollusca; Bivalvia; Ostreida; Ostreidae.